Mitosporidium daphniae is the source of this 1341-nucleotide messenger RNA. Its product is annotated as putative enolase. The transcript has a single exon. Gene Ontology annotation, biological process: glycolytic process. NCBI's taxonomy places the organism in Eukaryota, Fungi, Microsporidia. The coding region runs from base 1 to 1341 and encodes 446 amino acids. The record is from RefSeq and is a predicted model, not a curated record. Gene Ontology annotation, cellular component: phosphopyruvate hydratase complex. Gene Ontology annotation, molecular function: phosphopyruvate hydratase activity; magnesium ion binding.
AUGUCUUCCGUUAGUGCGCUCGUAGCUAGACAAAUAUUUGAUUCUCGUGGUAAUCCUACCGUUGAGGUUGAUCUGACCACAUCCAAGGGGCUCUUCCGUGCUGCUGUACCUUCUGGUGCCUCCACGGGCAUACACGAGGCUUUGGAGCUGCGCGAUAACAUCAAGUCCGACUACAUGGGCAAAGGUGUGCUCAAGGCCAUUGAAAAUAUCAAUACCAUAAUUGCCCCCGCAUUAAUCCAAUCUAAGCUGUGUGUUUCUUCUCAAAAGGAGAUUGAUGCCUUUCUUAACCAGCUGGACGGAACAUCGAAAAAGACCAAGCUUGGAGCGAAUGCUAUUCUUGGCGUGUCUAUGGCCGUUGCUAGGGCUGGAGCUGCAGAGAACAACGUCCCUCUUUAUGAGCACAUUUCCAGAUUGUGUGGAAAUUCUGCAAACAGCCAGCUGACCAUCCCAUUGCCAUCCUUCAAUGUCAUUAACGGCGGUGCGCAUGCCUCCUCCUCCCUUGCAUUCCAAGAGUUUAUGAUUAUGCCAACCGGUGCAAAGUCCUUUGCCGAAGCGAUGAAAAUUGGUACAGAGGUUUACCACCAUUUGAAAAAAAUCCUCCACGACAAAUACCAUCAGGAAAUCCAAGUUGGCGAUGAAGGUGGCUUUGCACCUACAUUUUUCGAGACGCCAUCUCAAGCGCUUUCCGUUAUCACAGAGGCCAUUGAUGCGUCUGGAUAUUCUGGAAAGAUCCACCUUGCCAUGGAUGUUGCGGCCUCCGAGUUCUGCAUCAUGGAAGAUGGCCGUCCUCGCGUUUACGAUUUGGAUAUUAAAAAACCCAACAUGGCCUUGGAGUCUCACCGCCGCCUCUCCGCAGCCGGAUUGGCCGACGAAUAUAUGUCGCUCAAAAAGCAGUUUCCCAAUCUCAUUUCAAUUGAAGAUCCAUUCGAACAAGAUGAUUGGGAGGGCUGGUGCAUGCUGACCAAAUCGCUUUCUUCGAUCCAAAUCGUUGGUGACGAUCUCACCGUGACCAAUUCGGAACGUAUCAACGAGGCUGUCGAGAAGCAUGCGUGCUCUGCUCUUCUUUUGAAAGUCAAUCAAAUCGGCUCUGUCACGGAAGCCAUUGAUGCCGCUAUGCUUGUCAAGAAAUUUGGCUGGGGAUUGAUGGUCUCCCAUCGUUCCGGGGAAACCUGUGAUACCUUCAUUGCCGACCUUGCUGUUGGUCUUAAUGCUAGCCAGAUUAAAUCUGGUGCGCCAUGCCGCUCGGAGCGUACCGAAAAGUACAAUCAGCUUUUGCGCAUCGAGCAAGAGCUUGGAUCAAAGUGCAGAUAUGCCGGCUAUCCUUCUAACAUUCAAGCGUAA